Molecule: messenger RNA, 1959 nt
Organism: Durusdinium trenchii
Lineage: Eukaryota; Dinophyceae; Suessiales; Symbiodiniaceae
Source: the annotation of a GenBank genome assembly
AUGACCAGCAUGGCCUCCUACGAAGUGCUCACCAGUGCUCCCUCCUCGGUGUUGGACGGCUGGAGCGUGGUGGAAAACGAAGGUGGAACUGCCGUGAACGCGACCAGCGAUCGCUUGCAGGCAGAGGUGGCCUUAGAUCACCCCGUGGUGGCCUUCGAUGCGAGCGAACUCCGUGCCGUGCUCUCGGUGGUGGCACCAAAGGAGCAAAGCGACCAGCGGGCCCCUUUGCAUUUGGUAGCAGUGCUGGACAAGAGUGGCAGCAUGCAUGGUGAGAAGCUCCGCCUGGUGAAGCAGACCAUGAUUUUCAUGCUCCGCUACUUGUCCGAGAAGGACUCCUUAGGUCUGGUAGAGUACGGCAGCGAGGUCCACGUCACCUGCCCGCUGACCCGCUGCGAUGCCGAGGGCCGCGAGCGGCUGAAGAUGGCAGUGGAGAAGAUCCAGAUCAGUGGUCAGACCAACUUGUCCGGAGGCCUUCUGAAAGGUUUGGAGCUUCACAAAGAGACACCACGUGGCACCACCCCGGAGCAAACCGUGCAGGUGGGCAACCUCUACCGCCGCCUCCCGGAUGACGAGGCCGCCGAGCGCUCGGCCAAGGGGGAGCACUAUGGACGCAUUGAAGAGCCGCCCACGGGGUGCCCCAGGGUUCAUGAGUGGACUGCAGCCGUUCGCUUUAACAGGCCUGAAGAAGAGGCUUUGGUUCAGAAGGUGAUUUUUGAGCUCCACGAAACCUUCCGUGAUCCGGUGGUCGAGGUCCAGCAGCCGCCCUUCCAGCUCACACGCCUGGGCUGGGGCACCUUUGAGGUGAAGAUCACCUUGCACAUGAAGGAUGGACGUGAGUUCAAGGUCGCCCGGGGCCUCCUCCUCUUCUGGAGGGUUCUUCCCUGGUGCAGCUUCCACUGCUGCUUCCGCGGCCUCCUCUGUGGGGCUGGGGAGCUUCUGGAAUCUUGCACGGCUUCAUUUGCAGAGAGGGCUGAGGAGAUGCGAGAGGACAGGGCCAGUUUGGGGGCUGGGAAUCCGGAUGUGGUGGUGCGCUCCACCUUCCUCUUCACCGAUGGUCAUGCAAACUGUGGGAUCACGGAGAGCGAUGCCCUUUGCGCUGCCACCACUGCCAUGCUGAAUGAGUUGAGCAGCUGCAAGAGUACCAUUUCCACCUUCGGCUUUGGCCAGGACCAUCGUGCUGAGGUGUUGCAACGCAUUGCCGACGCAGGCGAGGGCAGCUAUAGCCAUGUGCAGUCCGAGGAUCAGAUCGCGGAGUGCUUCGGGGAAGCUUUGGGAGGCUUGCUGUCCACCACACAUCAGAACGUCUCAUUGAAGCUGGAGCUGGCACCGGGUGUCCAAUUCGAUCGAGCCUUCACCUCCUUCCCAGUGGAGCCCAUAGAGAACGGUGUGAAAGUGGAGCUGGGGGAUCUUUUCGCUGAGGAGAGGCGCGACGUCUUGAUUUCCUUGCGCCUGCCGGCAGCACAGAACGAGGCCUUGCAGGCCUUGGGCCGGGUGACAGCUUCAGGCUUCUCGGUGUUGCAGAAGCGCAGCGAGCACGAGCUGAAGCCACUGAUGCUGGAGCGCCGUGCCCAGGUGCCAGUGUCUCCUGGCCAUCCUCAGGUGGAGCGCCACUGGAACCGACAUUUGACCCACGACGCGCUGGAGCGCGGGCGCGCGGCGGCGGACCGUGACCACAUGGAGGAGGCCAAGCAGAUCCUGGAUGAGGCGAUCGAGGCUUUGGGCAAGUCCCAGCUGGUCAUCGAUGGGGACUGCACCUCCGUGACACUCCUGGGCGAUUUGCACGACUGCCGUGCAGAUUUGUCGACCCGUGAGCAGUAUGUUGCACUUGGCUCGAAGAAGAUGGCGAUGUGCCACCAGAUGCACUCCAAGCAACGUCAAUCCCCUGGUUCUGAGGCUUUUGUGUAUGCCAACUUCAGCAUGCAGAGGACCGAGGCUGCCUUCAAGAUGGGCAUUGCAUGA